UCUUUAGCCCUAACGUCUUCAUCCGUUCAUCGAGCACUCUCAGGAUCUGCCGCACGGUGCCUUCUCGCCGCGCCUCCUCCUCUCGGCGUCCCUGUCGUGCCUCGUCCCUUGUAUUCUACUCAUCCCUUGUAUUUCGCCGCGCCUCUGUCCUUCUCUCGCUCGCCACGUCUCGCCUCCGUGCCUCCGUGCCUCCGUGCUUCCAUGCUUCCCUCGCCUCGCCGCACCGUGCCUCCGUCCCUCCCUCACCGCGCUGCCGCUUCAUCUCUCGCGCCUGGUUUCGCUGCCUCGCGCCUACUCCCAUGGCUUCCAUUUCAGACAGAGCCCAGGACUAGGUUGGAUGCAGAGACUUGGGGGUUGGCCUUGGUUAUUGCAUUUCGGCUGCAGUGGCUUGUCCAGAUUGACUUGUUGUUGCAGUUAAAGGGGAUUCUGGAUUCUGAUUUAAUGCCAUUGAAGUUGAGGAAGUGGCAAAACAACGCUAUUAUUGUCUCUGACAGGAAGAUUUGACCAUUCUCUCAAGCCAUCUUCCCUAACUACUCUCCAAGAUUGUGUAUAUGACAUUGAUAUUCAAAACUUCGAUAUGAUCAUAUAUGGUUGCAUAUAUUUACUGAUGAACUGAAAUCAGUUCUCUCAGAAUUUUUUUCGACUCAAAACCAUCCGUUAUCAAUGUUAUUAUUGAUCUCUAUGCUAGUUUAGGGAGUGGGAGGCCUGCAACACAAGAACUGAUUUUCCAAUUUUAAAUUUCAAUAACAUAAAUUAAAUAGCCUUGUGGUUUUUAUUGUGUACCAUGAUAUGAUAAAGACACAAAUUAUAUUCUAUGAAUCCACAGAAACAUAAAAUGUUACAUUAUCAUAAUGAAUACU
This is a messenger RNA of Arachis duranensis, 860 nucleotides long. RefSeq lists its product as uncharacterized. Bases 202 to 504 code for a protein of 100 amino acids. The transcript has 3 exons. The record is from RefSeq and is a predicted model, not a curated record. NCBI's taxonomy places the organism in Eukaryota, Viridiplantae, Streptophyta, Magnoliopsida, Fabales, Fabaceae.